Endocarpon pusillum Z07020 is the source of this 453-nucleotide messenger RNA. RefSeq lists its product as uncharacterized. The transcript has 4 exons. The record is from RefSeq and is a predicted model, not a curated record. NCBI's taxonomy places the organism in Eukaryota, Fungi, Ascomycota, Eurotiomycetes, Verrucariales, Verrucariaceae. Bases 1 to 453 code for a protein of 150 amino acids. Gene Ontology annotation, biological process: response to oxidative stress.
AUGGUGAUCAAUCCCACCUACCUCGCCCAGACGUCCCGAUCAUCAACAAACUGGCAAGCCGCACGCCGACGCGUCCUAAAGUCAUACCGAGCAUGGCUACGAGCUGUUCGUCCAUCAGCGCUCUCUCCUAGUUCAAUCAAAUGGCCGACCCGCAUGCUAAUUGUUUUUCCUCUCGGUGGUACCCAGGCGCCCGAGAUCCAACAGAUGUACUCGCUCAACAUGCCGGUGUCGCGGAUCCGGACCAAAGUGCGCUCCGAGUUCGAGAAGCAUCGGUAUGUCAACCAGCUGGACGUGGUGGAUGUGCUGCUGUUCCAGAGUCAUAGCGAGUUCCAGGAGACACUGAACUACUGGAAGCAGCUCGCGCACGUCAUGAAGUAUUUUACGGCGGAGGAGAAUCCGAGGGCGAGGCUGCCAAAGGAUUUUAUAUCCGGGUUUUUGGAGGGGAGGAAUUGA